Messenger RNA from Paramecium tetraurelia, 1458 nucleotides. RefSeq lists its product as uncharacterized. Lineage: Eukaryota; Ciliophora; Oligohymenophorea; Peniculida; Parameciidae. The record is from RefSeq and is a predicted model, not a curated record. The transcript has a single exon.
AUGAGUAAUUUGAUAUUAAAAUUAAGGUGUAAGGAACAUAAAAAAAAUAAAAUAAUCGGUAAGUGUGAUAAUAAUACCUGCUCAAAAGACCCUCUGUUUUGCAUUGACUGUCUGGCAUAGGAUUAUCAUUAGAAUCACUUAGAAGACACGACCAACUUUGGUGAUCUUGAAUUUAUACUAAAGGAAAUAUUACUAUAAUGGUCAAUAAAAAAUAGAAUUACAAAAAGUGUGAAUUCAAAAAGUGAAAUUUCAGAAGUAUAAUUAGACGAAGAAACUAAUUAAUUAAUAUUAAUAAACAAUUAGAUUUAAUACAUAGAAUCAAAUGAUUUACAGCUAAAUUAAGAAAACGAUUAAUUAUAAGAAAUAUAAAAUUAAGAAACAUUAAUUUAAGAGAAAAUAGAAUGUGGUUAAUGUCAUUAGAUUUAGGAAAUAAGUCAAUAUGUGAAUGAUGAAAAAAAUGGAAUUAGCAAUAACUGUUUAGACUAAAAAUGUUCAAAGUGUUAAUCAUCCUUUAAUUAUCCUUUAAAAAAGAUUGAAAACAAAAAUUAUUGUACAGAAUGUAUAAAAUGCCAUGAAUGCAAUAGGUAAGAGCCAAGAAGGUCGGUAGGGUCAUUUUUUUAUCAUGAGGAUGGUUUUUUAUAGAUAUCGAAAAAUUCAGAGCUUAAAAAAGUCAUGAUUGCUUAUAUUAAAAAAUAUUUUGGAACAAAAAUUAAAAAAGGAGAUAAUAAUACACAGAUUUAUUUUCUUUCUGAAUCAUAUCCUUGUUUAGCUUUAGAAGAUUACUCAGGAUAUAUAAUUGGUUAUAAUCAUCCAAUUAUUAAAAGUAAAUUACAAAUUGAUCCAAAAACAUAUAUAAUAACAGAAGAAUAGGCUAAUAUAUAUUUAAUUGAAGAUUUAGAUUAAUAUGAAAGAGAGCUAUAUGAAUUUUAUUUAAGAUAAGGCAGAAAACCAGAAGAUAUCCCUGAAAACGUCAGAAUGCUAUUGCUUUUUGUUCUAUUCAUUUUUAAAGAUUUCUCAUCUGUUCUUAAUUUAGUUCAAUAAAAAACUUAUAGACAUCUCUAUAAUGAUAUUACUAAAUAUCAAUAUCCAAAAUAAAAUAGUGUGUCUUUUCUAAAAGGUAAGGUUGAAAAGGCAUUAGAUUCUUUAGUGAUCGUUUUCAUAGAGAAGAUGGAAGUAUUAGAGAAACAACUAUUAUUAAUAAGUUUAAGAAAAUUUUACCUACCUAUAAAAGAGAGUGAAUACUAUUCUAAUGAUUUGAUAUACAACCAACAUCAGAUUAUUUAUUUAUUAUUAACAUUUUUAAAUGCCCGUUCUAUUCAUUCAAGUAUAAUGCUGAUUUUUAAUUACUUAAAUUAAUUAACCUUAAGCUCCAUGUAUAUAAUCUUCAUUAUGAAUAUAUUUACCCAUAAUAAUAGAAUUUAUGAUAGUUCAAAGAGUCCUUAGAACCAAAAGAUAUGA